GGCUACCUUGUGUGUUACUGGAAGUCAACCGAAGAUCGGACAGCUGCAAUUAAGGCUCCGUUAUCGUCAACACUGCUAUUUUUUACUGCCAAUGGAUUGGAACCUAAUAAGCAGUACACGUUCACGGUUCAAGCCGAGAACACCGUUGCACUAGGGCCAGAAGCAGUCGUACAGGUGAUGACGACGUCUGUUCGAGCCUGUACGAUCACCACCCGUACCAACUCGAAACGACACGAAUUAUCGUUCGGAGAGCAUUGCUAUUCGAUGGGAUGAAAGAGCUGUCGAUGAGGACGAGGCACCAGUGCGAUUUGUGCAGGUGUUGAAUAUCAGAAGUCGAACAAUGAUGAAUGGAACACUCUGGAAAAAAUGGUAUCAGGACAAGAAGAUGGUGUGGUGGUCUCCAGGCUACUACCGAAUUCAAAAUAUCGAUUCCGCAUUCGUUUUCUCGGCGAUACGUCACAGUCUGUUUGGUCAGCCGAAUCAGAAUGGAUGCAAACGCUGCCUGCACCGCCAUUUGCAGCACCGAGUUCACUGGUAGCAACACCUUACGAUGCAACAACAUUGCUUCUUCAAUGGUGGACUCCUUCAAGAGAAUCAUGGAAUGCUGAUGCAAUUGGUUACCGUAUCGCCUAUUGUGAAUAUCCUAUGUCAGCCGACAACACUACUUGGACUACAACAGAAAUCUCGCCGAACAGCUCGUGGUCAAAACGAUCACAAUUUUUGCUGUACAAGCUACCCAGUUUCCGUCACUAUAUUGUGCGGGUCCGCGCAUUCAACUCGGAAGGCAGUAGUCCUUUUUCUGCACCAGUAUUCGUCUAUGUGGGUUACUCCAUACCAAAGAGGAAUGUAACGAAUUUGAUGGCCGAGCCGUUGUCAUCCACAUCUCUGUUCGUUAAAUGGGAUCCAUGGUUGGAGAAUGUAGAUGCGGCGAUAACUGGAUUCAAGGUAACAUUUCGGUAG
Molecule: messenger RNA, 960 nt
Organism: Haemonchus placei
Lineage: Eukaryota; Metazoa; Nematoda; Chromadorea; Rhabditida; Trichostrongylidae
Source: the annotation of a GenBank genome assembly